This is a messenger RNA of Rubroshorea leprosula, 1836 nucleotides long. The record is from the annotation of a GenBank genome assembly. NCBI's taxonomy places the organism in Eukaryota, Viridiplantae, Streptophyta, Magnoliopsida, Malvales, Dipterocarpaceae.
GGAAACAAAAAACAAAACAAAAAAGACAAAAAAGGCUUUGGAUUUCUCUUUCUCAUCCACCUCAACCUCCGCGCUGCGCAGAAUGGAGAACAAGAAGAAAAAAGAUGUGAUUCGAUUGGAACGUGAAUCUGUGAUUCCAAUUCUAAAGCCCAAACUCAUCAUGACCUUGGCGAACCUCAUUGAACACAGUUCUGAUCGGGCUGAGUUUCUGAAGUUCUGCAAGAGAGUUGAGUACACAGUUCGAGCUUGGUACCUCUUACAGUUUGAGGAUUUAAUGCAACUUUAUUCACUGUUUGACCCUGUACAUGGGGCUCAGAAACUGCAGCAGCAGAAUCUAUCUCUUGCUGAGGUUGAUUCACUUGAACAGAACUUCUUGACAUACCUAUUGCAGGUAAUGGAGAAGAGCAACUUUAAAAUCACCACAAAUGAUGAGAUUGAAGUUGCACGCUCUGGCCAGUAUCUUCUAAAUCUUCCCAUUAUGGUUGAUGAAUCUAAGCUUGACAAGAAGCUCUUAAAGAGUUAUUUUGAAAAGCAUCCGCAUGAUGGCCUCCCAGACUUUGCUGAUAAGUAUAUUAUCUUCAGACGUGGGAUUGGAAUUGAUAAAACAACCGAUUAUUUUUUCAUGGAGAAGGUUGAUGUAAUCAUUGCCCGUCUUUGGAGAUUUUUGUUAAGAAAAACUGGACUUCAAAAACUUUUUACCGGAAGAUCAAGCGAACAACAGAAAAAAGACCCAAAGAAGGAUGAUGAAAUUUCCUCUGAAGCUAGUGGAGAAGCUGUAGUAGUUGAGCGGAAACGACUUGAAAAUAUGGAUUUGAGUAUUAAGAAUCUACUGAGCAGGACCACAAUCCAAGAACCUACUUUUGACAGGAUGAUUGUUGUUUACAGGAGGGCAAGUACAACACAAAAUACAGAACGGGGAUUAUAUGUGAAACAUUUCAAAAAUAUUCCAAUGGCUGAUAUGGAAAUAGUUCUUCCUGAAAAGAAAAAUCCAGGAUUGACUCCAAUGGACUGGGUCAAGUUCCUUGGCUCUGCUGUGGUUGGGCUGGUUGCUGUGUUUAGUUCAGUUGAAAGGCCUACGGCUGAUCUCUGGGUCCUUUUUGCCAUUGUAUCAACAGUGGUUGGUUACAUUGCUAAGACAUACUUCACGUACGUGUUUUCUUAUCAAUCUGAUCUUGUAAAUUUGUUCGUCAUUGGUAAUGUGUUGUUAUUCACUUUCGUUAUGUAAAAGCCGUGAUUUCAUCACAAUGUCUGAUGCACACCAUUUGAUUUGUCCAUGUGGAAACAUUCAAACAUGACUUGGUAACUUGAUUUUCCUUCUUAAUACUCUUCCUGUGUUAAUCCUAAUCUUGGGUACAACUCUCAGGUAAAGGUCUAAUUCCAAACCAAGGGCUUUGCUUUAAUAUUAUCAAGUUAGACAGCCACAUGAGAUAGGCAGGCUGCAUGAUGAUAAUCUGGUGGUUCUGUUUCUUUAGGUUGUUUCAGAUUUUUAAACUGUCAAUUUGGAUUUGAAUUUCCCUUCAGGUUUCAGCAAAACUUGGCUGUCUAUCAGAAUUUAAUUACACAGUCCAUGUAUGACAAACAACUGGAUAGUGGAAAGGGCACUCUUCUUCACCUGUGUGAUGAUGUCAUUCAACAGGAAGUGAAGGAGGUAAUUAUUGCGUUCUAUAUACUGAUGGAGCAAGGUAAAGCUACUAGUGAGGAUUUGGACAUGCGGUGUGAGGAACUAAUCAAAGAACAGUUUGAUGAGAGCUGUAACUUUGAUGUGGAAGAUGCAGUUCAAAAGCUUGAGAAGUUAAAAAUUGUUAGUCGGGAUAGUAUUGGACGAUAUUACGGCGU